CUGAGGAUGGUUCUUCUGGGUAAAACUGGAUCAGGAAAAAGUGCAACAGGAAACACCAUCCUGGGCAGAAAGGCUUUUGAAGUUGUUGAUUUCAUGAAAUCAGCCAAUAAACUCUGUGAGAAACAGGGAGGAGUGGUGGAUGGAAAACACGUCUCUAUAAUUGACACUCCAGGACUGUUUAACACAGCUAUGGAUAAACAACGAGUGAAGACUGAAAUAGAAAGGUGUGUAGAGAUGUCCUCUCCUGGUCCUCAUGUGUUUCUGCUGGUGCUAAAGCUGGGUGUGAGAUUCACAGAAGAAGAGAGAGAAGCAGUGAAAUGGAUUCAGGAGAACUUUGGAGAAGAAGCUUUGCGCCGUACCAUCAUUCUGUUCACUCACGCUGAUCUGCUGAAGGGAAAACCUCUGGACGAGUACAUUGAGAAAAGCAAAUAUUUACUGAAAAUUGUUGACAACUGUGGUGGCAGAUAUCACUCAUUCAACAAUGAAGACAAAAACCAUCAAGAUCAGGUCACAGAACUGCUGAAGAAGAUCAACUCAAUGAUGAAGAAAAAUGAAAUGAUGCAUUACACUUUUGAGAUGUUUAAAACCACUCAGAUGAAGAAGGAAGGAAAAUGGGCAAAGAUUGAAUGGACAGUUGCAGUGCUAGGGAUUGGAUUUCUAGGAACAGUGACAAUAGCAGGCAUGAUAAUGGCUGGCAGAACAGCUGCAGAAAGUGCAAAAGCGACUACAGAAGCAACAAAAGAAAAAGCAGUAGCAGCUGUAGAACAAGUAGUAAAAACGGCAGGAGAAACAGUUUCAAAAAAAGCAGUAGCAGCUGUAGAACUAGCAGUAAAAACGGCAGGAGAUGCAGUUACAAAAAGAGCAGCAACAACUGUAGAAAAAGCAGUAGAAACGGCAGCAGAAGCAGUUAGAAAAGAAGUUACAGCAACUGUAGAAAAAGCAGUAAAAACUUCAGGAGAAGCGGUUACAAAAAAAGCAAUAGAAACUGUAGAAAAAACAGUAGAAAUUGCCGGGGAAGCAGUUACAAAAAAAGCAGCAGAAACGGUAGAAAAAGCAGUAGAAACAGCAGGAGAAGCAGUUGCAAACACAGCAGUAGCAGCUGUAGAAAGUGCAGCAGCGACAGCAAAAGGAGUAGUUACAGGUCUGGCAGCAGUAGCAGCAGCAGCAGCAGCCAGAUCUGCAGCAGCUGCAGGGAAACUGGCCUCAUCAGGAAGAGUAGCUGCAGUAGCUGCUUUAGCAGCAGCAUUUGGAGGAGCAGCUGUUACACUAAUAUCAGCACUGAAACGGUAA
Messenger RNA from Sinocyclocheilus grahami, 1290 nucleotides. Its product is annotated as GTPase IMAP family member 8-like. Lineage: Eukaryota; Metazoa; Chordata; Actinopteri; Cypriniformes; Cyprinidae. The transcript has 2 exons. Gene Ontology annotation, molecular function: GTP binding. The record is from RefSeq and is a predicted model, not a curated record. Bases 7 to 1290 code for a protein of 427 amino acids.